Messenger RNA from Hevea brasiliensis (rubber tree), 1246 nucleotides. RefSeq lists its product as uncharacterized. NCBI's taxonomy places the organism in Eukaryota, Viridiplantae, Streptophyta, Magnoliopsida, Malpighiales, Euphorbiaceae. The record is from RefSeq and is a predicted model, not a curated record. Bases 543 to 1148 code for a protein of 201 amino acids. The transcript is spliced from 2 exons.
AAGUAUGUCUUAGACAAGAAUUAAUUUCCUGUUAAGUACUAUGGAUUGUUAAAUGAACCAAUUAAGUUGAAAGUCUGAGGGUAAGACAAGGCUUCUUUUAUUCAUUUUUUUUUUCUUUUAAAUUAAAACUGUUCCUUCUUCAUUUGUAUAUAAAUGAUAAUCAUAUAAUUUUUCACUUAAUUUGUAAUUCUUUUAAAAUAUAUAUAUUUUUAAAAGUUAAAUUGAAUUCUUUUUGGUGCAAAUAUAAACCAAAGAGGCAGACAUUCUGGCAAUAAGCAUUAUGCAGUUAUAUUCCUCUGCCUAUUUCAGACUAUUUCACUUCUCUUUUUCUUAAAUUUUGGAUCUUGUUGCUUUAUUUCCUCUAUUAUUCAAGUUUCCUAUUUCACUACUCAAGAGUUGAGAGCUGCAACAACCAUGCUUUUGACCAACAUUAUAUAUCAAUGGUCUCCAUUUCUUUACUUCAUUGAUCAACUACAGAACAUUAUAUUACACUGAGGCUGCAGCUUGCAGGAGUUAGCUAUUUAGAGUGAAGAAGAGCAAAAAUGAACGGCUUGGAUGGAUUCAUGCGAUGGAAGAAUCUAAAGCAACGACUAUCAUUCAAGGGCCUGGGUUGCUGUGGUGGAACUUGGACUCCUAGAGCCACAAUCAGGACCAUUAUAGAGGAAGACGAAGAAGAAGAAGAAGAAGAAGAAGAGGAACCCAUUAUCAUACAAGAGCAAGGAAGCGAUCAACCAGUGGUCAGCUUCGCCAACGCAAGUCAACUUCCCGUGGGGAACAGUAACAACGACGCGGCGACUGCUGGGAUUAACCUUGGAAUGGCAUUGGCUGCUGAGCGCAAUUUGCGGAGAGAAAAUGUGGGUCCCCUGAAAAAUGAUGGGCCUGUCAAGACCCUAAUGAGACUGAUUGAAGAGACAGACGGUGUAGAUUGGAGGACAAAGAAAAGGAGGGAAAAUGAGUAUGGAGGAGGAGGAGGAAUAGGGAAUGAGAAUGAUUGGGUGUGCUGCGUAUGCAUGGAUAGGAAUAAAGGUGCAGCUUUUAUUCCAUGUGGACACACCUUUUGCAGAGUUUGUUCAAGAGAAAUGUGGGCCAAUCGAGGGUCUUGUCCUAUCUGCAACCGUUCGAUUCUCGAAAUCCUUGAUAUUUUUUAAGUUGAUUUGAUUUUCUUCUUUUUGACUUUUUGACCCCUUUUUUGGCCUUUAAUUUGAAUCAAAGGUCCAGGAUUUGGCUUAAUAUUUGAUUUUUCCCA